ACUGAUAAUAAUAUUUCACAAUGAGGGAUUUACCGUAUAAUCGCGUGUGUAAUAUGUGAUCACGCCGUGCGAAUCGAAUGGCGAUUUGGCUGUUGCUUGCGUUCGAGAUUUGUUACCAAACGAAACCUCAUCAAACAGAAAUUGGCAUAGGUACGAUGCGAUGCAGCGCACGAGAUCAUUCUGCCAUCGAAAAUCGUGGCAUCAAGAUCAGCCGACUUUUGGUAUCUUGGCAUGGAGCGAAGAAACGUAAUUCUAACAGCAAUUUUUGGAACAGUAGGAGGUCUAGCGAUAUUGGUGGUUUUCGGUAUGGCAGCGUGGCUUUAUCUUCGAGCGAAAAAAUCCAAACAGGACAACGAUCUCGAACCACAGAAUGAACAUGGGGACAGUUUCAACGAUGGAAAAUCACCGAAGAGAAAUGGUCUUUUAACUCUCAAGACACCUUUAAUCAGUACAAAAUCUUUUGGGUAAGCUCAAAUGUCAGUUUAUUGGCUUUAUAUUCUUUUUAUUCGAUCAAAUAUAACGAUACACUUUCUUUAAAAGAAAAAUGAUAACUUGGCAGACGAGUAACGGAUUAUAAUACGGAAAUUAUGUUUCAGACUGAUAAAACGUAAUUUGAUUAAUGAUUGUAAGAUUUUAAUUAACGUGAUAUCAGGCUAUUAAUCAUAAUUACUUAUCAUUAAAUGAUCGAUAAUCAUUGAUUGGACAGUUAAUCAAGAUCGUUAUGAUCAAAGACGAUGAUUAUAUAUUAUAGAAAUGAUGAAUCAUAAAAUGAAGUUUCAAUUAUGCUUUAUUGAAUACUUCUCAAUUGUAAUAUAUUUUUUAUGUUUCAAAAUACUUUUUUUCAUGAUAAAAACACUUGUAAAAGAUUAGAUAAUUUUUAUCAAAUUCGCCGUGUAGUCACAGACGAGGUAUAUGAAUUCACAUUAAAAAUUAAAAAUACUAGUUGGUAAGGCAGAGUUAUUUCCGUUUAUCUCUGUUACCGACUGAGUAAGUAAUUUGACCACGGACUGAUGAAGUAUUUGACUAUUUGACCGACCACCUAGCCAGCGAACUGUCGAAAAAAGGUGAUUUUACCGACACUAGAGAAAUCCGUGUUUAUUCAUUUUGUUUGAUUACAUGAGUAUCGAUUGAUUUUUAUUAGCGUACAAUAUAUGUACAAAUUUACUUUUCUCUCUUUUCUUUCUUACUCCAUUUUCGAUAUUCCAGUAUUGUUAAAUUUUCAAAGGAUAAUUAAAUCUGUCCGAGCAUAACGCGCGCGCGUUUGAAUAAAUCGACAUAUUCGAAAUAAUAUUAUUUCAAAUAUGAAUAUUGUAUUUUUAAAUAAAUUUAAUCGACAAACUCAAAUUGUACGCCUUUAUUUAAUUACGAAAACGAAAAGGGCAAUUGAAAAAAAGAAGAACGAAAAAUGAAAGAGAGAAUAAUAAUACAUCUAACAGACGUAGCAAUAGCAAGUGAUGCAAAUAUUAUACCAAAGGAACAGGAUAAAAUUAUAAAAUACAUACCAGUAGUAAUAGAAUUAAGAGCUCUAGGCAUUGUAAUUACAUCAAUGUCAGUCACAAGAAUCACACCGCAAUAUUCACCAGGAUUCACUAAGAAUCUAAAACUAUUGGACUUACGAACAGACAUGCACACGAACAUAGAAUAGUCAGAAAAUUUCUGCACCAGUUACAUACGUAACUUAGUCACUUCAGGGAGAAACCCAGUAUGACUCACAAAAUGAAUUUAACUCAUAAAGAAACAUAAUUUCCAUUCAUCUAUCCGUAUUAUCCAUACAUUUCCUG
Molecule: messenger RNA, 1781 nt
Organism: Frieseomelitta varia
Lineage: Eukaryota; Metazoa; Arthropoda; Insecta; Hymenoptera; Apidae
Exons: 3
Coding region: 78-374 (98 amino acids)
Source: RefSeq, a predicted model, not a curated record